Molecule: messenger RNA, 1188 nt
Organism: Prunus armeniaca (apricot)
Lineage: Eukaryota; Viridiplantae; Streptophyta; Magnoliopsida; Rosales; Rosaceae
Source: the annotation of a GenBank genome assembly
AUGGCAAAAGACGGACCCAACUGGGAUGGAUUGCUCAAAUGGAGCCUCGCUCACUCUGAUGGCACUCGCCCCAAUCGCAAUUUGAGCGAGGAGGAUAGGAGAUGGUUUAUGGAAGCGAUGCAAUCGCAGAGUAUUGACGUUGUGAAGCGCAUGAAGGAGAUAACACUUGUAAUGCAAACUCCUGAGCAGGUUUUGGAAGCUCAAGGAGUUACUCCUGCUGAUAUUGAAGAUUUGUUGGAUGAGUUGCAAGAGCAUGUUGAGUCUAUUGACAUGGCCAAUGAUCUUCAUUCCAUUGGCGGUUUGGUCCCUCUUCUUGGUUACCUGAAGAAUUCCCAUGCUAAUAUCCGAGCAAAGGCUGCAGAAGUUGUGACCACUAUUGUCCAGAACAACCCCAAGAGCCAACAAUUGGUCAUGGAAGCAAAUGGCUUAGAAUAUCUGUUUUCUAAUCUCACAUCCGACUCUGAUGUGACUGUUCGAACCAAAGCUCUCGGCGCAAUUUCCUCUUUAAUCCGGCACAACAAACCUGGUAGCAUUGCAUUUCGUCUAGCAAAUGGUUAUGCAGCCUUGAGAGAUGCUUUAUCUUCUGACAACGUGAGAUUCCAGAGGAAAGCCCUGAAUUUGAUUCAGUUCCUACUGCACGAGAAUAGCUCUGAUUGCAAUGUAGUAAGUGAGCUAGGAUUUCCACGCAUAAUGUUGCACCUUGCCUCUAGCGAAGAUCUAGAAGUACGAGAAGCUGCACUCCGGGGCCUUCUUGAGCUUGCUAGAGACAAAACUGAUGGGUCCACUAGUGGUUUAGCUGAUGAAGAUGAGAAAUUGAAGCAACUUCUUCAAGAGCGAAUUAAAGGUAUUAGUUCAAUGUCUCCUGAAGAUCUUGGGGCAGCUAAAGAGGAGAGGCAGCUGGUAGACUCCCUCUGGAAUGCCUGCUACAACGAGCCAUCUUCUCUUCGUGAGAAUGGGCUUCUUGUGCUUCCAGGGGAAGAUGCACCACCACCUGAUGUUGCAAGCAAGGUUUUUGAACCUCGUCUUAGAGCUUUUGCUCCAAAUCCUGCAGAUAAAAACCCUGGUACUGAGAAGAAAGAAACUCCUCCUCCUCUGCUGCUAGGUGCAGGUCCUCCACCGGAAGCUGCAAAUGUUCAAGGUAGUUCUACUACCAGGGAUGAUGCCAAUGGGAGCUCUCAGGCAAAUUAG